Apus apus (common swift) is the source of this 1031-nucleotide messenger RNA. It is a transcript of the gene MRPL35, whose product is annotated as mitochondrial ribosomal protein L35. The transcript has 3 exons. Gene Ontology annotation, biological process: translation. Gene Ontology annotation, cellular component: mitochondrion; ribosome. Gene Ontology annotation, molecular function: structural constituent of ribosome. The record is from RefSeq and is a predicted model, not a curated record. NCBI's taxonomy places the organism in Eukaryota, Metazoa, Chordata, Aves, Apodiformes, Apodidae. The coding region runs from base 205 to 762 and encodes 185 amino acids.
GCCCGCCCGUGGCCCGGCGAGGCGGGAGCGCUCACCGCUGGCCCUGCCAGGCGGGGCUGAGGCGGGAGUGAGGCGGGGCUUGAGCCGCCGCGCCACGCGUGGCGAGGACAGGGCGCUCCGAGCCAUCCCGGCCAGGCGGGGGGCGGUGCCGCGGCGUGACCCUCGGCGGCCGCCGUAGCGGGGCCGCGGCGGGGCGGGCCGGUGAUGGCGGCGGGGCGGCUGCUGCGGUCCUGUCUGUCCGCCUGUCUGUCCGCAGGGAGCCGGGGCCGCUGGGCUGCCCGGGCCGCUCGCUGCCCCGCCCCGAGCCGCGCUCUCUCCGGUCUCUCCGCCCGCUGCGUCAGGCAGGUGCGGGCCCCGGCCCCGCCGCGGGAGCCGGCCCUGCCCUGGGGGACGCGGCCCGCGGGAGGCACCGCCUCGCUGCUCGGCAGUGUCACCUCUCUACUUCCAAGUAUACUUCAACAGCCAGUGAGGACUGUCACUUACUACAGCUUGAGGAAAGGAAAGAGGAAAACCGUGAAAGCUGUCAUCGACAGGUUCCUCCGGCUGCACAACGGCCUCUGGGUUAGGAGAAAGGCUGGCUAUAAGAAGAAACUGUGGAAGAAGUCAACUGCCCAGAAGAAGCGUUUGAGGGAGCUGAUGUUGUGCAACAGGACACAGUGUAAACUCCUGGAUAAAAUGACCACUUCCUUCUGGAAGAGAAGGAACUGGUACGUGGAUGAUCCCUACCAGAAGUACCACGAUCGCACCAACCUUCGUGUCUAGGAAGCUUUGGUUUCAGUGUGGCCAUCUCUCUAGGAAAGAGGUGGUGGCACAUCCAUCUGCAACACCUUUUCCUUUUCUGAAUAAACAUGCAGAUCAUUUGGUCAGAAUGAUGGGUGUCAGUGUCCCAAAUCAAGGAAUAUUCAAGAUGCAGUUUGUGUUUUGCUUAGCAGAGGUCAAGCUGCAUGUUUUGACAUCUGUUGGUUUCCUGUGAUUGUCUGUAACAUCCAUGGAUGAAUGAAUACAGUCUAAACAUCACUAAAAGUGAACAA